UUCUGCCAAUAAAUAUGGCUGGUCGAAGAUACGCAUUUUCGCUGCCUGAAUCAGCAGCUCCCGAUGCCCACAGUGUAAUCUACUUUAUACCAGUCCUGCAACCAACAACUUUGCACAUAGCAGCGUAUACUGCUAACCGCUCCGAUUCUUACGAUUUAAAAAUUGAUCCUUCGGAGCCUGUUCAAGCCUAUUUUGGAUCCAAUGAAGCCAUCACAAUGUAUAUUUCGGCUCAUAUUCCAUUUCAAGUGAUCGUGUCAAUGCAACAAUUGCUCCUCAAUUAUUUUUUGUUCAAAAGGCAUGUAGAUUUUGGGUGUACAAUGGCUGCUCCAGUUGCAGAGCGCGGUCGUUCUGCCCGUAAACUUUUGAAGAUGUUCAUUACUUGAAA
This is a messenger RNA of Gongylonema pulchrum, 385 nucleotides long. NCBI's taxonomy places the organism in Eukaryota, Metazoa, Nematoda, Chromadorea, Rhabditida, Gongylonematidae. The record is from the annotation of a GenBank genome assembly.